Alexandromys fortis (reed vole) is the source of this 2059-nucleotide messenger RNA. RefSeq names its product inhibin subunit beta C (gene Inhbc). Gene Ontology annotation, molecular function: hormone activity; cytokine activity; growth factor activity. The transcript is spliced from 2 exons. Bases 54 to 1262 code for a protein of 402 amino acids. The record is from RefSeq and is a predicted model, not a curated record. Gene Ontology annotation, cellular component: extracellular region. Lineage: Eukaryota; Metazoa; Chordata; Mammalia; Rodentia; Cricetidae.
CUGGGACUUCCUGCCAACUUCCACCUGUACUGGCGUCAUUUUUUUCAGGGCAGAUGUUCAGCUGCUCUAUCUCGGGCAAAAAGGAGUCGUGCCAGCCAGAGGUAAACUCCUCCCAGGGUCCGUGGCAGCCAGAACAGAGUGGAGGCCACUACUGUCGAGACCCUAAGAACUGGAUCGGUGUCCUUCAGGGAGGACCUUCUCCAGCAAUGGCUUCCUUCUUAUUCUUGCUAUUUUUGUUACUGACUCCAGCCACCAUGGCCAACCUCAAAACUGAUGGUCCAUGUCCAGCAUGUUGGGGGGCCGCCUUCGAUCUGGAGAGCCAGCGGGAGCUGCUUCUCGAUUUGGCCAAGAAAAGUAUCCUGAACAAGCUACACCUCCGCCAGCGCCCCACACUGAGUCGGCCUGUGUCCAGAGCUGCUCUGAAGACCGCACUGUGGCGCCUCCGUGCGCCUCGACAGGAAACCCUGCUGGAGCAGGACCAGACACAAGAGUAUGAGAUCAUCAGCUUUGCUGAGACAGGCCUCUCCAGCAUCAACCAGACUCGUCUCGAUUUCCACUUCUCUGCUAGAACUGCUGGCGGCACGGAGGUCCUGCAGGCCCGCCUCAUGUUCUUCGUGCAACUCCCUUCCAAUACUACCCAGACCAUGAAUAUCCGGGUCCUUGUGCUAAGACCGUACGCUACCAACCUCACCUUGACAAGUCAGUACCCGCUGCAGGUGGAUGCUAGUGGCUGGCACCAGCUUCUCCUGGGGCCCGAAGCUCAGCUUGCUUGCGGUCAGGGACACCUCACCCUGGAACUGGUAACCGAAAGCCAGGUGGCCCACAGUUCAGUAAUCCUGGAUGGGUUUUCUCACAGACCUUUUGUGGCAGCCCGGGUAAGAGCUGGGGGCAAGCAUCGGGUUCGCCGGCGAGGCAUCAACUGCCAGGGGGGGUCCAAGAUGUGCUGUCGGCAAGAGUUCUUUGUGGACUUCCGUGAGAUCGGCUGGCACGACUGGAUCAUCCAGCCUGAAGGCUAUGCCAUGAACUUCUGCACUGGGCAGUGCCCACUACACGUGGCGGGCAUGCCUGGCAUCUCCGCAUCCUUUCACACGGCCGUUCUCAAUCUACUCAAAGUCAACGCAGCUGCCGGCAGCACUGGAGGAGGCUCGUGCUGUGUGCCCACAGUUCGGCGCCCUCUGUCCUUGCUCUACUACGACAGGGACAGCAACAUUGUCAAGACGGACAUACCUGACAUGGUGGUAGAGGCCUGUGGGUGCAGUUAGCUUGUGCGUGAUACAGCCCAAGGUAGAGUAGGUAAACAUGUCCUUAUAAAGAUGGCCUUCCUCAGAAGGAGGGAGUAACUACGUUCCUGCCUCCGUCCACAAAGUAAUCGCCUUCUUUCUAAGUAUUCAGACUACUCUCUGUUGACUCCAGUAGAUCUACAUCUAAAGGAGUCACCACCAUGACCACCAGCCUCUCUGUCUCUCCUGGGACAUGGUUGACCCAAGAACACACCCCCAUCCUAAACCCUACUCUAGGGGUUAAUCCGCUGCCAACCACAAGCAACAUGGUUUUGUUCCCAGCAAAGACACCCCUUGUCACCCUUAGCCAAUGAUGCAAUCUACUCUACCUCCUGUCCCGCCAACUGAUGGCUCCACUCCACGAUGACCCGCCCGAGCAUCUCCCCUCGAACUCUACGGUGCUCCAAAGAACCCUUCCCCUGGGUUCCUAGCUUGCUGUUUUCCAAAGCGAGACCCUUGCCCAAGUGUGCUACUAAUACUGUUUGCAUAGCCUCCAGCGUCUGUCUUCCCAAGCCUGUGGGGGCUGGCGCACCUGAGCCACCGAAGCCACCGAGCUCUCCUAUCCUCUGACUUCCAGCUGAAUUUGACCAAAGGGAAAUUCAGGUUGGAAACUAAAGACUAGGGAGUUACAGAGGUCACAGAAAACUCCAUCGGGACUAAGGUCUCUCACCUCGCAUCCAGGCACUUAAGAGAGUGCUACCUAAAGGUUGAGGCCAGCUAGUUCUCAGCUAGCCUGGGCUACACUGUUAAGACCUGUUACAAAGUAAAAGAAGGGAAAA